Mobula hypostoma (lesser devil ray) is the source of this 9989-nucleotide messenger RNA. RefSeq lists its product as uncharacterized. Gene Ontology annotation, biological process: positive regulation of intermediate filament depolymerization. Gene Ontology annotation, molecular function: intermediate filament binding; CCR5 chemokine receptor binding. The coding region runs from base 1 to 9693 and encodes 3230 amino acids. The transcript is spliced from 6 exons. NCBI's taxonomy places the organism in Eukaryota, Metazoa, Chordata, Chondrichthyes, Myliobatiformes, Myliobatidae. Gene Ontology annotation, cellular component: intermediate filament. The record is from RefSeq and is a predicted model, not a curated record.
AUGCUCCCUCGGGCACGAACGUCAUUCCGGAAGAGGGGCAGGCAGUUGGCUGUGGCAGAGCCCUCGACAGCCCGCCGUCUGGAUCCGCGAAUGACCAUCUUUGCCAGGCCCAGGGGCGAGCCCACCAGUAGAUCCUUCGAGCGACCGUACUGGGUGACCACAUAUCAGGAGCGCGGAGCUGAAGCGCAACCAAAACCCGAGGAGAAGCCCCUUCAGACACUCAAACACUUAUGGCGCAGCGCGCACCCUCAGCACAAGAAUGGCGAGAUAUUCCCAACAUUGACAGUCACAAGAUCAACUCCCGGGGCAGGAACCGAGUGCAAACUAGCCGGUGAUGCACCGGGACAGAGGCUGAAGCCGCAGCCCCGAGAAGGGAAGAUUCGGGGAGCGAAUUUUGCCGCAUCCAGCCCAGGGCUCCGAAGGCGUGGCCACCAUUCGCUGCCACACGGGACCGGCGUCAGUCUCCCCGAGCACGAGCUGCGAAGCGGGACGGGUGCGGCAGCAAGCGGCAGCGGCGGCAGACGCGGUGAAUCUGCGGUGCUUCACAUGGAGACCGUGUCGAGACAAAGAGAGCUGGGUCAGGAAUCGGUGCAGCUGCGGGCGCUGAACGAGCGCCUGGAGUGUUACCUGCAGAGGGUGGCGGUACUGGAGAAAGAGAAUUCCACUCUGCGGGACCACAUCCAGGCGCUGAAGCCCGGCCCCGAUGGAGGGAGGCGCAAAGAGCUCGAGGCGGAGCUGGAGGCCUUGAGGCAGGAACUUGCCGAGGGAUUGAGAGAGACCGACCGCGCGGCUCUGCAGCGGGACGCGCUGCUGGAGGAGGUACGCCUGGUGGCCGAGAGAUGCUGCGGGGAGGCGCGCCUCCGCACUUCGGCCGAGAAGGAGCUUGCCGAGAGGAGAAAGUGGCUGGAGGAGGAGCAGCGGGGUCGGAAGGGAAUGGAGGGGAAAGUCCGGAUGUUUCAGGACGAGCUGGGGCACCUGGAGGAAGUCCAGCGUGAGGAGAGGAAUGUCCUACUCCAAGAAAAGGCCAGAAAUUCGCUGCGUUUCCCCACAACUCCCGUGCCAGCGCUCUCCCCUCCGGACCUCCGGCUUUGCCUGGGCGAGGUCGACCUGAAGUGGACGGAGGCGAGGGACUUGUACCGCGACGAGUUGACCCGGCUAGAGCGCGUGGUGUCCGAGGCCGGCCUGAGGCAGGAGGCGGCCCGGGAAGAGACAAGGCUGAACCGGCACCGGCUGCAGGGUCUGCGCGGGGAGCUGGAGACACUGCGGGAAAAGAGGCGGCAGCUGGAGGAGAGGCUGAGGCAGCAAAACAGAGCGAGCGAACAGGACACGCAGAGACUCCAGGCAACAGUCGGAGAACUGGAACGGGAAAGGGAGACCUUGGCGGUCAAGAUGGAGCAGAUUGUGGAGGAGCAGAGACAACUGAUGCAAAUGAAACUGGCGCUGAGUCUGGAGGUGGCCACCUACAGAGCGCUGCUGGACGCAGAAGCCCAAAGGAUACACUCGUCAGCCGGGGCGCGGGGUCUCCCGGCGUCACUGCGAGAUGCGCAGUUGGGAUUCCCCGGCGGGAAGGGCCUUUCGACCGAGAAACAUUCGGCCCCGGUCAGGCUGGAAGCUGGAAACGCCUGGAGAACUGCUCACCCGGGAGCGGUGACCGUGACGUCCGGGUGGAAAGAACGAAAUGCCCUCGCGGACGCAGCACCGACGCGCACCGAGCCCUCGGCGGACAUAGCCGACGGAGGGGCCUUGAAUGGGUCAGUCGCGACCUGGCCGGGAGAAUUCCCCGCGGAGAGAGAUUUACUGGACGGAGAGAGCGCACAGGACGUUCCUUUGGGCCGUGGUGCGAGAGACGAGGCCGACAAAUAUCCCACGGAUGAUCGGACCACGGAGACUCCGGACCAGGAGGACACCGAGGCAAAGUUGUUCGUCAAGCCUGCGGCGCAGCCGCCCUUAACGGGCUUGCUGAACGGGGGCAUUGCCGAGCCCGGGGCGGACGGAGGGAGACCACACGUCCCUCCACCAUUAUCUACCUGCCCUGAGUCGGCAGCCGAGGACUCUGGCCAUCCGAACAUUGGGGCUGGCCAAUUCAACGGGGAACUGAGGGACCCUGUGGAGGGGGAUUCUGAUUCCGAUUCACUGCGCGAAGCCCCGGGCUCAGCUGCGUGCCAAAACGAUGUGACUGAACGCCCCGUCGAAGUCGCAUUGUCUCGGCAAGGAACAUCCGAAGCGAGACCGGGGAAGGAGACACGGAGUGAUUCGGGCGAGGGUCGGUGGUCCGAGGAGGCGGCCGCAUUCAUUGAGGCGGAGGGGAUCUCGGUCGAAGAUCAAUGUUCUACGACGGCGAAUGCUCCUUGGGAGGAUUCGGCGAGAGAGGCAAGACCAGAGAAAUUGGAGACCAGACGACUGAGUGUGGAUAUGAGGCAGAUAAGGGAACAAGACGAUGAGGAGAUGACGGCGGAGAGCCUACUGCACGGUGGCGAGGAUGUGCCGAAGACGCACGAAACUAAUGACUCAGUCGACAGAGGAAGUGGCGAUGGGGCGGUGGAGGAAGGAGCACUAGGAGAGAGUGAAGCCGGCUACCCCGAAGGAUCCGGAGCAGAGGAAGGACAACUCAGCGAAAGCUUCCAGGAGCCGGAGGUCGAGGUGACCAGGAUCGAGGAAAGUCAAACGGACAAGAAAGUCUGCGCCAUGCCAGUCCGCGAGGACCUGAGUUCAGGGGAAGAACUGUCGGCUGUCAUGGAAGAGGCUGUGCUGAUGGAACCUCCGGCGGCCGAGGAUGGGGCUUCUGAAGGAUGGAGCCCGGAGAUGCCUGGGGAAUCUAUUCGGCAGCAUCCGGCCGAAGGAAGCCCCGAGGUGAAGGAAGAGAAGGUCUUCGGGAGGAAGGAGGAAGACCACCCGGAGCCGCUGACGGAGGGGAUGAAGGCGGAACCCCAGUCGGAAGCAGUGGACGCGCCGCUCAGACGGGAGGAGAUGGCGGAGGUGAAAGUCGAUUCGGAAGGAAAAUUCAGUCUUGAGACAGUCCCCACCCGUGAAGAGCCAGAGGUGGAAGAGAGGGCCCCAACAUCUGUAAGUGCGGAGGAGCCGGCGGACUACCCGCAGGAAGAUCGGGAUAGCAAGCCCCGGGAGAACCCAGAGGAAUUGCUCACCGUCGUGGCUCCGGUAAAGGAGGAGUUUGAAGCCGCACCGGAACCGGGGACCGAGCGGAUGGAGGCGGAACUCCGGUCUGAAGAGAUGGACACGCCUCUCCGGUGGGAGGAACCAGCGGAGGAAAGAAAAGACUCGGACGAAAGGCCCAGUCCCGAGAGAGUUUGUUCCCGUGAGGAGCAAACAGUGGAAAAGAGGAUCCCUACGCUAAUGGGCGCGGACGACCCGACGCGACAUUCUCAGGGAGAUCGGGACGAUGAGCCUCGGGAAAACUCAGACGAAUCACUAAGCCUUGGGCCUCGGGCGGAGGAAGAGAAGAAGGAAGAAACCAUUCCGGAACGAUCGACCGAGGGGAUGGAGACGGAAACUUGGCCGGAAGCAAAGGACGUGCCCCUCCGACGGGAAGAAACGGCGGAGAAGAGGGUCGACUCGGAAGGAAGGGCCAGUCCCGUGAGAGUCACCGUCAGUGAGGAACAAGAGAUGGAAGAACAGGUCCCAACACCAGCAUGUGCCGGGGAGCCGGCAGACUACCCUCAGGGAGACCAGGACGACGAGUCCCAGGAGGACCCACUGCGUCUUAGGCCUCGGGCAGAGGAAGAGGUAGUACGGGCGGAGGUAGAGGUAGUAGAACUGCGUCCAGAGGCAACAGACGCACCUCUCCAGUGGGAGAAGACGGCGGAGGCGCGGCUCGAUACGGAAGGAAGGGCCAGUCCUGAGAGAGUCACUACCUAUGAAGAGCCAAAGGUUGAAGUGAGUGUCCUAACACCAGUUUGUGCGGAUGAGACAGCGGACCACACGGAGGGAGUCCGAGACGGCAAGCCUCGGGAGAAAGCAGUCGAAUCACCACGCCUUGCGUCUCGGGUGGAGGAAGAGGAGGAGGCGGAACCCGCUCCGGAGCUAUGGACGGAGCGGUUGAAGACGGAACCUCGGCCGGAGGCAAAGGACGCACCCUUCGAGUGGGAGCAAACGGCGGAGAUGAGGGUCGAUUCGGAAGGAAGGGCCAGCCCCGAAAGAGUCACCGCCAGUGAAGAGGUAGAGGUUGAAGUGAGUGUCCCUACACCAGUAUGUGCGGAGGAGCCAGCGGAGCACCCGCAGGGAGACCGGGACGGCGAGCCCCAGGAGGGCUCAGAGGAAUUACUCACCCGCGAGUCUGCGGCAAAUGAGGAGAGUCUAGCCGCUCCGGAACGGUGGACCGUGGGGUUGGAAGCGGAAUCCCUCCCUGAAGAAGUGGAUGUGCCCUUCCCAGCGCAGGAGCGAAUGGAAGGAAGGGUCAUUCCCGACAGAGUCAGCCUGGAUGAGGAGCAAGCGGUGGAAAAGAGGGUACUAACGUCAGAAUGUGCGGAUGAGCCAGCGGAGGACCGAUUGGAAGUAAAGGCGACUCCGGAAAGAGUCACCCCAGAUGAAGAGCAAGCGGUAGAGCAGAGGACAUUAACGUCAGUAUGUGCCGAGGAACCAACAAAAGCGCGAUUGGAAGGAAAGGCGGUUCCCGACACAGUCACCGCCGAUGAAGAGCAAGCGGUAGAACAGAGGACAUUAACGUCCGUAAGUGCCGAGGAACCAACGGAGGAGCGAUUGGAAGGAAGGGCCAUUCCCGACACAGUCCUCCCCGAUGAAGAGAAAUCGGUAGAACAGAGGACAUUAAAAUCAGUAUGUGCCGAGGAACCAACGGAAGAGCGAUUGGAAGGAACGGCCGUUCCCGACACAGUCACCCCCGAUGAAGAGCAAGCGGUAGAACAGAGGACAUUAACGUCAGUAUGUGCCGAGGAACCAACGGAAGAGCGAUUGGAAGGAACGGCCGUUCCCGACACAGUCACCCCCGAUGAAGAGCAAGCGGUAGAACAGAGGACAUUAACGUCAGUAUGUGCCGAGGAACCAACGGAAGAGCGAUUGGAAGGAACGGCCGUUCCCGACACAGUCCCUCCCGAUGAAGAGCAAGCGGUAGAACAGAGGACAUUAACGUCAGUAUGUGCCGAGGAACCAACGGAGGAGCGAUUCGAAGGAAGGGCCGUUCCCGACACAGUCACCCCCGAUGAAGAGCAAGCGGUAGAACAGAGGAUAUUAACGUCCGUAUGUGCCGAGGAUCCAACGGAAGAGCGAUUGGAAGGAACGGCCGUUCCCGACGCAGUCACUCCCGAUGAAGAGCAAGCGGAAGAACAGAGGACAUUAACGUCAGUAUGUGCCGAGGAACCAACGGAGGAGCGAUUGGAAGGAAGGGCCGUUCCCGACAUAGUCACCCCAGAUGAAGAGCAAGCGGUAGAACAGAGGACAUUAACGUCAGUAUGUGCCGAGGAACCAACGGAGGAGCGAUUGGAGGGAAAGGCCGUUCCCGACACAAUCACCCCAGAUGAAGAGCAAGCGGUAGAACAGAGGACAUUGACGUCAGUAUGUGCCGAGGAACCAACUGAAAGGCGAUUGGAAGGAAAGGCCGUUCCCGACACAGUCACCCCCGAUGAAGAGCAAGCGGUAGAACAGAGGACAUUGACGUCAGUAUGUGCCGAGGAACCAACGGAAAGGCGAUUGGAAGGAAAGGCCGUUCCCGACACAGUAACCCCCGAUGAAGAGCAAGCGGUAGAACAGAGGACAUUAACGUCAGUAUGUGCCGAAGAACCAACGGAGGAGCUAAUGGAAAGAAGGGCCAUUCCCGACACAGUCACUCCCGAAGAAGAGCAAGCGGUAGAACAGAACACAUUAACGUCAGUAUGUGCCGAAAAACCAACGGAGGACCUAAUGGAAAGAAGGGCCAUUCCCGACACAGUCACCCCCAAUGAAGAGCAAGCGGUAGAACAGAGGACAUUAACGUCAGUAUGUGCCGAGGAACCAACGGAGGAGCGAUUGGAAGGAAGGGCCGUUCCCGACACAGUCACCCACGAUGAAGAGCAAGCGGUAGAACAGAGGACAUUAACGUCAGUAUGUGCCGAGGAACCAACGGAGGAGCUAAUGGAAAGAAGGGCCAUUCCCGACACAGUCACUCCCGAAGAAGAUCAAGCAGUAGAACAGAGGACAUUAACGUCAGUAUGUGCCGAGGAACCAACGGAAGAGCGAUUGGAAGGAACGGCCGUUCCCGACACAGUCACCCCCGAUGAAGAGCAAGCGGUAGAACAGAGGACAUUAACGUCAGUAUGUGCCGAGGAACCAACGGAGGAGCGAUUGGAAGGAAGGGCCGUUCCCGACACAGUCACCCCCGAUGAAGAGCAAGCGGUAGAACAGAGGACAUUAACGUCAGUAUGUGCCGAAGGACUAACGGAAGAGCGAUUGGAAGGAACGGCCGUUCCCGACACGGUCACCCCCGAUGAAGAGCAAGCGGAAGAACAGAGGACAUUAACGUCAGUAUGCGCCGAGGAACCAACGGAGGAGCGAUUGGAAGGAAAGUCCGUUCCCGACACAGUCACCCCCGAAGAAGACCAAGCGGUAGAACAGAGGACAUUAACGUCAGUAUGUGCCGAGGAACCAACGGAGGAGCGAUUGGAAGGAAAGGCUGUUCCGGACACAGUCACCCCCGAUGAAGAGCAAGCGGUAGAACAGAGGACAUUAACGUCCGUAUGUGCCGAGGAACCAACGGAGGAGCGAUUGGAAGGAAGGGCCGUUCCCGACAGAGUCACCGCCGAUGAGGAGAAAGCGGUGGAAAAGAGGGCACUAACGCCAGUAUGUGCGGAUGAGCUAGCGGACCACCAGCAGGAAGACUGGGAAAGCGAGCCCCAGGGGAACCCAGAGGAAUCACCAGGUCUUGGGCCUCUGGCGAAGAAGGAGUUAGAGGAACCUGGACCGGAAGCAAUGGACGUACACUUCCAGUGGGAGGAGAAGGCGGAGGCGUGUGUCGAUUCGGAAGGAAGGGCCAGUCCCGAAAGAGUCACCGCCCAUGAAGAGCUAAAGGUCGCAGUGAAUGCCCCUACACCAGAUUGUGUGGAGGAGCCAGCAGACCACCCGCAGGGAGAUCGGGACGGCGAGCCCCAGGAGAAGCCAGAGGUAUCACUAGGUCUUGAGCCUCGGGGAGAGGAUCAAGAGGUGGAAGCCGUCCCGGGUCCGUCGACAGAGGGGAAGGAGAUACCCCGAUCGGAAGUAGUGGACGCGCCCCUCCAUUGGGAGGAGACGGCGGAAGUGAAGGUCGAUUCGGAAGAAAGGGCCAGCUAUGAGAGCCACACCACCAGUGAAGAGCCAGAGGUGGACGAGAAGAUCCAAACACCAGUAGGUGGGGAGGAGACGGCGGUCUUCCCGCCGGGAGACCGAGACAGCGAGACUCGGGAGGGCCCAAAGGAAUUACUCACCCCCGAGUCUACGGCAGAUGAUGAGAUUCUAUCCGCUCCGGAACCGUGGACCGUGGGGAUGGAAGCUGAAUCUCGGCCGGAGGAAGUGGGUGUGCCCCUCCCAGCGGAGGAGCGGAUGGAAGGAAGGGCCAUUCCCGGCAGAGACACCGCAGAUGAGGAGCAAGCGGUGGAACAGACGGCACUAACGCCAACAUGUGCGGUGGAGCCAGAGAACCAUCCGCAGGGAUACCGGGACGGCGAACCCCGGGAGAGCCCAGAGGAUUUAGUCACCCCUGAGUUUCCGGCAAAGGAAGAAGAGGUGCCCGGGGCCCCUGGGCUGAAUUUCAGUGAGGAAGCGGGGACCGUCCCCGGAGAUGAUGGAGAACGGAAGGAGUGGGCGGGCGAGUUUGAGGUUGAGGCGGCACAAGUCCCGGAGCCUACAUUAAUUCAGGAGUACGCAGGCCAUGUACAGGAGGAAUGUGCGGAGUUGAAGACUGCGGCAGUGGGGGAAGAAGAAAGUAUCGGGACCGAAGAUACCGGCUUCAGUGAGGCGAACCUAGAGACCGGAGACCAGGAGACGGUGAUACAAGAGGAUAAGACAGAUCUGGAGGUGGCAGAGGGGGAAUUGGAGAGGAGCUGGGCGGACCAGGCAGAGAUCCCAGGAGAAGUGUCUGAGGAGAGAGGCGCGGAGAUCGAGGAGGAACCGGCCAUCCAACUGAGAGCUUCGGUCUCUGCCGAUGAAGACUCCCCACAAGUGAAGUCAGUAAGUCUUGCGGAGAUGGAGCUGGCUGAAGAUGAAGAUACAUUCCGUGUGGAGGAGGUAGGCGCGGGGGAGGAAGUGCCUCUCUCCUCGACUGAACUAACUGAGCCCAGAGAAGAGAUGUCCGCCACCGUUUCGGCUCUCCCUGAUGGGGCGGAAGAAAAGGGCAUUUCAACCUCGCCAGCUGCCCCGUCCUUGGGCGAGAAGCCGACGGCCCAGGAAGACCAGGCGUUGAGAGACUCCCCGGAGGGAGCUGAAGACCUGGCGCCGCCCUCACCCAGCCUGUCAAAUAUUCUCCCGGAAACUCCGGGCUCGGAGGACCAGUCACUGACCGAAUGGCAACAAGAUGUAGUUCAGGCAUGCGCGCUCCCAUCCCAAGGAACUGAUGUGCAAGAGGUCUCUAUCCCUUGGGAAGAACGGCCCGAUGGAUGCCAACUGAUCGGAGGGUUCCCUAAGGAAAGCCCUAGCGCCGGUGCGGUGGUAGAUUCCCGGGGGCAGGCGAGUGACGUCACCCCUGACGUGGAUGCGGAGGGUUCCCCAAUAGGACGUCUGACCCUGGAGGACAGUAUGAGCACCGAUGGCCUGGAGACUGAGGAAGCAGAGAGUGUGGAAAACGUGGACAAUUUCCAAGACGAGGCAAUCCCCGACUGUCCUGGAGACCCGACGAUAAGGAUCCAACAAGAGAAGGGGGAGAAAAAGGCUACAGCCGCAGAGCAAGAUGCGUCAACUGGUUUUCAAACUCCAGGCAUCCUCUUGCCCGACCAAACCGAGAUUCAGGUAGCUGCGAACCCAGAAUUUCAAAGAGUGGACAGCGAUAGACUUGAGGUGGCCGACCAAGAGAGGCCACAGGAAAAGAAAGAAGCGGAGGACCAACAUGCCCCGAGUUUGGAGUUAGCAGCAGAGAGACCGGGCCUAGAGAAGGAUGGCGGAUGUCCGCUGGAGGAGCGAGAGAAGGUAACGCUUCGGGUUGAGGCCGACGAAAGUGACAGCGGACAGAAUGAACCUCAGGGGCCACGGGUCGAUUUGGAGGAAAACUCGCUCAAAGUUGGAGCGUGGGCCAGGACUGGCAGCGGUAGUCUAGAUUCACAUGACGUCGCUGCGGGCUCGGGGGAAGGAGGGAUACCCGUGAAAGGGGAGGGACAACCCACUGAACCCCAGCCAAUGAAGGACGUGUGGGAGCCUGCAUCCUGCCCUGAGACUCUCAGCCACCCUGAGGACCUGGAAGAGGAGGCGUUAGCCGGUGAGGAGCCCUUGGUCAACCGAACAGGGAAAGGCAAGGACGAGGGUGACGGCGGCAGUGUUGACCUGCUCCUCAUCCCACAGGAAGCGAGCCCAUCCCGGGACCUGUUCCUCGCCCCGCAAUCAACGAGCUCAGCGCAGGACACCUGGAUGGCGGAGGACCGUGAACCGCGGCCGGACACUCCUCUGGUUACCAAAGACCGGCACCUGAACGGGUUGCAUGAUUACAGCGAGGUCCCAGCCAAGAGCGACGGCAGGGCGGCGGAAAUGAUCGCGACCGCCUACCACUAUUGGUCUUCCGAGGACGAAUAAUCACCACUUAACAUAUGGAGCCAACAGAACCCGAACAAAGUACCAUCGGCGAACCCGCAUCAGAGUAUAUACCUCGACUUGGAAGCCGCAGACUCUAGACCCAGUCUCCGCUGAGGCUACCCUGGGUGAUUAAUUGGAACUUUAAAACUAGGCUCCGGCUGGUAAGGGGUUAAACGGGCUGACUGUGGGAAAGCGGUCCGGCUACCAGACACAUCCCGCCUGGAGACUAUUAGCGUUUUAAAAAAAAAAUAAACGUGAGUGUGUUUAGCUGUGGGAGAAUAAAUAAAGGCGAACUG